CCGUACUCGUAAGUGUUUGAGCCGCGCUCGCAAUGACGAAGAGGACGAGGACGAGGACGAGGACGAGCACCUGUCAGUGCAGCAGGCCCUCAUCAUUACGCACCAGAGCCGACGACAAGAGGGCGUUUGCAGCCUUUCAGGCGUCCAUGGGCCAUUUAUGCCUUUAAGAUUGAGAUGCUGGCGACGAGUACGACGACAAUGAGGACGGCAGGAAGUAAAGUUGUCAAAACUUCCCCUUCCUCUUCAAGUUGGUGAUGCUUCCAGCGAUUUGCGCACGUAAUGUACUUGCUCGUAUUUUGAAGAAAAGUUUCUGAUUUGGCAAUGGGUGCGGAGCAGGCUGUACGGCAAAUAGAUGGACCAGUAAAACAUACAUAGAUAGAACACACAUCAGUAUGCCGAUAUACAAAAUGGAUCGGUUACGCAAAACAUACGAAGACCCUCCCCGACCCACCCGACCUCCGCCUAAGCCUAAGAUUAAAAAGAAGCGUAAAAAAAAUGAGAAGUUGAAAAGGCGAAUUCUGAGGAAGCUGAUACGCAUCCUCGUAGGUGUGACGAGAAAGUCGGUGUUCUUUAUAAACACCAAGAGCGAAAGAAUACGUUAUGCGACAAUAAUCGAGACACGGGCAGCGCUACGUGAGUUUGCCGCAUAUCUGAUCUUUCUCGUUUUGGCUACCAUUGUCACACAGACGUACGUACAUCAAAGCAUGUAUUAUUCAAAUGAUACGAGUAACCAACUGUUGAGUCUGCGCAAGAAACUGAUAAAGCCGAGUGUAUUUUUCGAAUAUAACCGCAUAAAUAGCAUCAAUGCCUUCUGGAUAUUCAUGAUGACCACAUUCUUUGAGAUUUUUGAACAUAACGACUUCAACCCAAACGACAGAGCCAACAUUUAUAACUUCACCAACGAGACCACCACAUUUUCCAACAUCUAUGGUGAUGUCUUCAAUCGCACACUUCUUCAUGGCAAUAUACUACUCGGCGCCCCUCGCCUACGUCAGAUUCGGGUGGCGAGAGGUCUCUGUGUUCCCAAUGUUGCCCUCGGUAAAUAUCUGCCCGAUUGCUUUGCGCCCUAUUCCUGGUUUAACGAGGACAGGUCAGACUAUAGAGGAAUACCCUUUACGAGCCUUACUACGGCAUGGACGACACCUAUCUGGGAUGAAAUUGAUAUUUAUUUGGGCGCAGGCUAUGUGUUCGACUUUACUUACGAUCAGGAUGAGAAUAGGCGCCUUGCAAUGAUGCUCAAUAAAACGAACUGGUUGGAUGCAGGAUCUCGCUUAAUCCUUCUCGAGUACACGCUCUUUCAUGUCAAUUCCCGGCUCUUUCAGAGCGUCAAAUUUUUGUUGGAGUGCCCACCCACGGGGGGCAUAUUACCCCAGACUCGGUUUCGUAACUUGCGCUACGAUUGCUUCUUCACGGAUCCCAGUUGGAAAGUGUUUACAGCUGUAAUUUUCUAUUAUAUUUUGGUUGGACUUCGGACCAAAAGUGAAAUCAUCAUAUUGAGAGAUGUUGGUUUCAAAACGUAUCGUAAAAAUCUUGUGAAUGCCAUGGAUGGGUCUGUUUGUAUUCUGUCCUAUGUAAUGGUGGUGUACCAUGUGCUUCACCUUUUCUAUAUGAAGAAAUUGACGAACGCUGUCAAGAGCACAGAUGAAUUUAUAACCAUAGAUUGGGGCGUUUUCUGGAACAUACAAUACGCCAAUAUCGCGGCUACCGUUGUAUUUCUAGCUUGGAUGCGACUUUUGCAUUUCAUUGCCUUCAAUCGUACGAUGGUGAUUUUUGUGAAUGUUCUGAAAGCGUGCGCCAACGAUCUAUUUGGAUAUUUUUUGAUGAUCACAGCUGUGUUACUGGCUUAUGCGCAAUACGGUAUGCUGCUUUUUGGGGCCAAACAUCGAUAUUUUCGGAACUAUGUCGCCGCAUUCAUGAACAUGAUUCGGUGGAUACUUUGUGACUUCGAUUAUCGCCGUCUGGAUAAUGCCAAUUCAGUAAUAGCCCCCAUCUAUUGUGUGUCAUACAUUCUGUCUGUCUAUGUUAUAUUGUUGCACGUUUUUCUGGCAAUUAUCAAUGCCACUUAUGAUAUGGUGAAGCGUGAUUUGAAAACGAAACCGCAAAAAUUAGGCGCUGUUUUUAAGAUUUGGAUGUGGAAUAUUUUCGAUUUCUUUUAUUUGAUAUGUAAGCGCAAGAAACGUCCGCCGAAUCCUAGCCGAACCUUUACAAAUGAGGAUCCAUACGAAACCGAUCAGCGUAUCGAUCCACGGGAGGCGGCUAGGGCGGCUAUAGCGCGAAAAAUUGCGGAGCGCAACGAGCCGGGUCUUCCCAUGCACAUUUAUGUGCCGGCACGCAUAAGUCGCGCUGAUCUCCAAUUGGACCUGUUUUUUGAGUUAUUGGGACACUUGACGCAUCGAUUCAAUAAAAUGGAAGAGCGCCUAACUGAGAAUAUUGAAGAACUAAAAAUUCAGCGCAAGGAGAGGGUUGACAGUUUAGGUCGCAUUCCACGUUAAUUUCGAACUCAUAUAUCUAAUUUAUACGUAUAAUUGAAUACUCGAAUUAUAUUGAUUACGAUCCAUUUGUCAAA
Molecule: messenger RNA, 2566 nt
Organism: Scaptodrosophila lebanonensis
Lineage: Eukaryota; Metazoa; Arthropoda; Insecta; Diptera; Drosophilidae
Product: polycystic kidney disease 2-like 2 protein
Exons: 10
Coding region: 393-2492 (699 amino acids)
Biological process (GO): detection of mechanical stimulus
Cellular component (GO): membrane
Molecular function (GO): calcium ion binding; calcium channel activity
Source: RefSeq, a predicted model, not a curated record